Verticillium nonalfalfae is the source of this 1161-nucleotide messenger RNA. RefSeq lists its product as uncharacterized. The transcript has a single exon. Gene Ontology annotation, biological process: water transport; glycerol transmembrane transport. Gene Ontology annotation, molecular function: water channel activity; glycerol channel activity. Gene Ontology annotation, cellular component: plasma membrane. Lineage: Eukaryota; Fungi; Ascomycota; Sordariomycetes; Glomerellales; Plectosphaerellaceae. Bases 1 to 1161 code for a protein of 386 amino acids. The record is from RefSeq and is a predicted model, not a curated record.
AUGGAUGAUUCCAUGGAACACCUUCCUCUCAAUGCGACGGCGUCUUGGAAAUUCCCCAGGACCGACAGUGCCCACACCCUGAUACCUCUUUCGACGAUCCCCACAGCGGUCGAUCACAAUGGCCAUGGCCAUGACCACGAUCACGAUCACGAUGCCACAGAGACCGACUUGACCAACGCUGCGGCUCGAUGGCUGAAGCGCUCGGAACCCACCUAUAGACCCAUCUCGGAGCGACGUCUCAGGUUCGAGAGUCGACGUCCGACAUGGCUUCGGGAAUGCAUCGCUGAAGCGAUUGGUGUCUUCAUCUUUGUUCUCUGCGGCAUCUCCUCUAUCACCAGCUUCACCCUCCACCAAUCCGACGACCUCGGCGUCACUGCCUUCGGAUCCAUCUUCCAGAUCGGAUGGGCGUUUGCUGUCGGUGUCGCCAUUGCCGUCAUCACCUGCGGUCCCACCUCGGGCGGCCACUUUAACCCGGCCAUCACCCUCGCCAUGGCUUUUUGGCAGGAUUUCCCCUGGCGCAAGGUUCCCUACUACAUCUUCUCGCAGAUCCUCGGUGGCUUUACCGCCGCCCUCCUUGUCGUCUGCAUGUAUUACACCAAAUUUCAGCACAUCACCGACGAACUGAUAGCCGCCGGCAAGCCCCUCGUCGGCGGUGGUUCGCCAGCAUCUUGUCUCGCGCCCAUGCCCCACGAUGAUCAGACCCUUGGCUAUGUCUUUGCCGCAGAGUUCUUCUCGGACGCCUUCAUUGGCCUUGCCAUCUGGGCCGCCCUCGACCCCGCAAACCCCUUCAUCCAGCCGGCCGGCCUGCCCUUCGUCAUCGGAAUUGCCUACGCCAGCAUGAUCUGGGGCUUCGGCAGCCUGACCCUCAGCACGAACCUCGCGAGGGAUCUCGGUCCACGCAUGGUCGCAGCCAUCUUCUGGGGACGCGAGGCCUUCACAGACCACGCGUACGCACCCAUUGGCAUGCUCGUCAAUGUGCCCGCCACGCUGCUUGCCACAGCCGUGUACGAGCUAUGCAUGCGCGACAGCUUUGCCAUUAUUGCGAAGGGACAUGCACGCCACCGUGACGGUGACGAGGGGCUGUAUCGCCAUAUGAGUCGGUGCGGCAUGUUAGAUGAGGAGAGGGGGUAUUUGCAGCACGUCACUACCCAUAGGGAUUAA